This is a messenger RNA of Lacerta agilis (Sand lizard), 3095 nucleotides long. It is a transcript of the gene NSMAF, whose product is annotated as neutral sphingomyelinase activation associated factor. The transcript has 31 exons. Lineage: Eukaryota; Metazoa; Chordata; Lepidosauria; Squamata; Lacertidae. The record is from RefSeq and is a predicted model, not a curated record. The coding region runs from base 95 to 2857 and encodes 920 amino acids. Gene Ontology annotation, molecular function: protein binding.
CCGGCCCUGGCGCUGCUCGGGGCCCCUGGCGGUGAGCGCGCGGGGUGCGCGCUACAAAGGAGCUGCACAGCGGAAGCGGCGCCGACUCGCCUCCAUGGCCUUCAUUCGGAAGCGGCGGCAGGAGCAGCAGCAGCUCUACUCCAAGGAGAGGUUUUCCUUGCUACUCCUUAAUCUGGAGGAAUACUACUUUGAGCAGCAUACAGCUAAUUACAUUUUUAACAAGGAUGGCAGAGAAAGAAGGAAAAUCAGGGGGUCAUUAAAAAUCUGCUCAAAAUCAGUGAUAUUUGAACCUGAUGAAAUAAGCCACCCCAUUAUUAAAAUUCCAUUGAGAGACUGCAUUAAAAUAGAAGCACCAGAGGAUAGUGAUACAAAUGAUUUCUAUGAAGGGGCCAUCCCUGGACAGAUUUCUAUUUUAUCUAAUCAGGCUUUUCUUACGAAAGAGCAAAAUGUCAUCGCACCUUUUAAAAUGGAAAGAGGUAAAACUGAAUACCUAUUUCAACUGGAUGUUGCUGGGAAAGUUGACGAUGUUCUGCAUACCCUUCACCAGCUGUACAGGGCAUCUCACCUGGACAAACUGGGGGACCAGGCUGCUAUGAUAACUGCUAUAUUGCAGUCACGCUUGGCCAGGACACCAUUUGAUAAGAACAGAUUUCAAAAUGUUUCGGAAACGUUGCAUAUGGAAUGCAAAGCUGAAAUGGUCACUCCAUUGGUGACUAAUCCAGGACUUGUAUGCAUCACUGAUGCAAACUUGUAUUUCCAGCCUCUUAAUGGCUACCCUAAGCCAGUGGUUCAGGUGAUGCUGCAUAGUGUCAGACGUAUCUAUAAAAGAAGGCACGGUCUAUUGCCGUUGGGCCUCGAAGUAUUUUGCACUGAGGACAAUCUGUGUUCAGACAUCUAUUUGAAGUUCUACAACACUCAGGACAGAGACAACGCCUAUUUCUUCGUGGCAACAUAUUUAGAGAAUCAUGUUGCAGAGCACACAGCAGAGAGUUACAUGUUACAAUGGCAACGAGGGCAUAUUUCCAACUACCAGUACCUCCUUCACCUCAACAAUCUGGCUGAUCGGAGCUGCAAUGACCUCUCCCAGUAUCCCGUGUUUCCAUGGAUCAUAGCUGAUUAUUCUAGUUCAGAGUUGGACUUGACAAAGCCAGAAACCUUUCGGGACCUCAGUAAGCCAGUAGGUGCACUAAAUAAAGAAAGGCUGGACAGACUGUUGAUACGUUAUCGGGAAAUGCCGGAACCAAAGUUUAUGUAUGGGAGCCACUACUCGUCACCAGGUUACGUUCUGUUUUAUCUUGUCAGAGUUGCACCAGAAUACAUGCUUUGCUUACAAAAUGGAAAGUUCGAUCAUCCUGACAGAAUGUUCAACAGUAUUGCAGAAACCUGGAAGAACUGUUUAGAUGGGGCAACAGACUUCAAAGAGUUGAUUCCCGAGUUCUAUGAAAAUGAUUCCAGUUUCCUACUGAAUAGUCUGAAAUUGGACUUGGGGAAGACCCAAGGAGGAAAGAUUGUUGACAAUGUAGAACUUCCCCCUUGGGCAUCAGAUGCUGACGAUUUUCUCCAGAAGAGCCAAGAUGCCUUAGAAAGCCAGUAUGUGUCAGAACAUCUCCAUGAAUGGAUUGACUUAGUGUUUGGCUACAAGCAGAAGGGAAACGAGGCCAUUGCAGCUCAGAAUGUAUUUCAUCCAUUAACCUAUGAAGGAGGAGUAGACUUGAACAGUAUUAUGGACCCAAAUGAGCGAGUAGCACUGUUGACACAAAUCCUAGAGUUUGGACAGACUCCAAAACAGUUGUUUACAAUCCCUCAUCCUCGGAGGAUUAUCCCAAAGUUCAAAAGUUUGCCUCGAGCAUCCAGCCACGAUUUUUCGAUGCCUGAGUCUCCAGUUUCUCCAGGUGAAGAAUCUUUUGAAGAUCUAACAGAAGAAAGUAUAACGCUUGCUUGGAACCACAUGACCAGAUUAAAGAUAAAUGGGCAACACAAGAUUCACAGAGGGGCAAUCACUGGAAUUGCUGUGCCUUACAGUUCCAGCCAGUCUUCUAUUUUCACUACAUCUCAAGAUUCAACCCUGAAGAUGUUUUCUGCCGAAUCAAAAAUGCUGCAGCGGAGUAUAUCCUUUUCAAACAUGGCUCUGUCAUCUUGUUUAAUCCUACCAGGUGAUACUACUGUCGUAUGUUCUUCAUGGGACAACAAUAUCUAUUUCUAUUCAAUAGCUUUUGCAAGGCGGCAGGAUACGUUAAUGGGACAUGACGAUGCUGUCAGCAAGAUCUGUUGGCACAAUGAUCGUUUAUAUUCUGCAUCUUGGGAUUCAACUGUAAAAGUGUGGCAGUGCAUUCCUGCAGACUUACUGGGCACCAAGAAGCGGUUUGAACUGCUUGCGGAAUUGGAACAUGAUGUUAGUGUAAAUACAAUCAACUUGAAUGCUGCAUAUACCCUGCUGGCAUCAGGAACAAAAGAAGGAUCCAUUAGUAUCUGGGAUGUUACUACUGCUUCUAUCUUGCAUCAACUUCCAUGCCAUUCAGGGACUGUCUCUGAUGCUGCUUUUAGUCCCGAUAGCAGGCACCUACUAAGCACAGGAGAAGAUGGCUACUUUAAAGUGACAGAUGUGCAAACUGGAAUGAUCAUCUCUUCCAUGCGCUCGGAGGAACCCCAAAGAUGUUUCAAAUGGGAUGGCAACACCGUCUUAUCAGGAAGUCAAUCAGGAGAAUUGUUGGUUUGGGAUAUUGUUGGAGGGAAGAUAGUAGAAAGAAUUGCAGGACAUACUGGUGCUGUAACAUGUAUGUGGAUGAAUGAACGAUGCAGCAGCAUAAUCACAGGAGGGGAAGACAGACAAAUCAUGUUCUGGAAACAGCAAUACUAAAAAGUGCCUUCUCACUCAAACACAUAUGGAUAUUUUAAAGAACUUUUUAAAGGACCUUUGCAAGUAGCAAUACCUGCUGAAGUUCAAAGAGCUGAGAUUGGGUCUAGCUCCAAGCUGCAAAUAUUACAAUGCUGAACUACAGUAUGCACUUGUAUUUCCUUAUGAAUGUUAUUAUUGCCUGUAAUGCUUGUCAAAUAAAGACUUAUUUUUCAGUAACCAAAGCGGUUCUAACUUGCAA